CCCAUACCGAAACCAGUCAGUAUUGCAUGUUCCCUUUGAUAGUAACAGUGAAAUAAUAACUAUAAGUGAUAACGUAGAUAAUAAAUAGCAUUGAUAAUAGUAGCAAUUUCAAGUGCAACUAAUCGUUGAUGUAAAAAUGGCAACAAUAAAAAUACAAGACCUAGAUAAAUUAUUAAUUGGAUAUUUAAAAGAUGAAUAUGAAAUUUUGGAAGAAAAAAUUAGUGCAGCUACAGCUCCUGGUGAACAUUACGGAUCGAUAAUUCUAGCUGUAGAUUUAAAACUACGAUCAACAAAAGGUGAUCAAGAGGAAAAAACUAUUUCCUUAAUAGCAAAACUUCUACCAGCUAACGCAAUGCUUCGUAAAGUGUUCGAUGUAUACGUUACUUUCAAAAAGGAAGUCCUAGCCUAUUCCGAAGCUAUACCAGCUUUAGUCCAAUUUCAAAGAGAAUAUUCUAUACCUGAAGAUAAGUCGUACGACAAACUGUUUCCAAAAUGCUAUGGAGCAAGGACUAACAAAGAUUUUAAAAAUAACGAAGUAGAUGACCACGGAGUUUUGCUUUUUGAAAAUCUCAAAGUUCAAGGUUUCUAUACAGAAGAUAGACUAAAAGGUUUUGAAGCCGGUGCAGUGAGGUUAAUUUUAAAAGAGUUGGCUAGAUUCCAUGCUACGCCAAUAGCUUUGAAACUAUUAAAACCAGCUGUUUUUGAUGAGAAGAUUAGACCUUGCUUAGUACAAAACAAAGGCCUGGAACAGGUAUCUGAUAUAGCUAUAGUUUUUCACAACAGCAUCAUGGAAGGGGCUAGAGAUUGUCCAGAACUUUUACCAUACUUGGAUAAAAUUCAAAAAAUUUGUGACUAUUGUUUGAAUCACCCAAUCCCCCCAUCCCCUAACGAACCUUGGGCAACAUUUUGUCACAGUGAUUUUUGGACAAGCAAUACAAUGAUUCUUAAAAAAGAUGGCAGGUAUGUCGAAAACAAAAUUUUAGACUUGCAAUUAAUUGGAUAUGCUUCAGCAGCCAAAGAUUUGGCAUUUUUUCUAUUCACUAGUGUUAUUAAUACUGUCCUAGAUGAAUGUUUUGAAGAAUUUAUUAAAAUAUACUACGAUGCUUUCAUUAGUGCUUUGAGUGAUUAUCCAGUAGAUCUGGAAUUAUUUUCUUGGAAGAAAUUUCAAAAAGAGUUCGAAGAGGUUAGUAAAACCGAAAUCUAUCAUAUUUUGGUGAUGUUAAAACCUAUUUGCACUGAACGAGGGAUUGUUACGAACACUGCUGAAAAUUUUGAGGAUUCUGAUUGGACAAGAAAGGAUUUAUUGGGUCCUAAUCAUAGAAGGAAGUUGAGAGAUACCGUAUUGAGUAUUGCCAAGAGAAAUUUUAUCUAGCUAUUGUAAAAAUGGUCAAAGGUAUGAAUUCAUACUCCAUCGAUCAGCAUUAAAAAAUACACAGUAUACACUGUGAUACAGGCUAGUUACUGGUUUAUAUCUGAAUCAUGUAUAUGAUUUAUGGCCUUUGAACCUAUACAGGUUUUUCCCGUAUUUAUUGUAAAACAGGCUGGUUAAUGGUUUAUAACUAAGUCAUAUGUAUGACAAUGCCUGGUGGAUUCAUGUGGAUCCUUUCCUGUUUGUUAUGACCGACGAUGAAACAUGGGUUUUUAUAGCAUCAAGAGCAAAACAAAGGAUGUUAUGUACAAGGUGGUCGGCAUAAAAUAAAUAAAUGAUUCUGAAAUAUUUACAAAGGUAAACCUUUUAUAAAAUAUAAAGUUCCUUCUGUUUUAGAUAUAAAUAUAUGUAUUCAACUGUUAAGUAUUAAACAAUACACAGUAUGCACUGUGAAACAGGCUAGUUACUAGUAUAAUAUGUUUGUACAUAUAACUGUUCAUAUGCAUAAUUUAAUGCCUGGGGAUCUAGGUAGACCCUUUCUGUAUAUUAUUCACUUUAAAACGGGCUAGUUACUGGUUUAUAUUUUACAUAAUUUUAUAUAUACUUAAAAGAAGAUAAACUAUCUAAUUAUUUGUUUUAUUUAAAACAUUUACCUAAGGAAGAGCUGUCAUGAUGUCAUGUCAAUCACGGCAGUGAUGCCACAAUAGGGUUUUUUAUUAUGUACCAGAUUCCAAUAAUGUACGCACCAAAUUUUUUGAAUUCUAUUUGUAGUGACAAAGGUUUUGUGUUUCCUUAGGGCAAGUUCGAGUUGACGCCCUACGGAGUGGGCAGGGCAUGAACAGAGUCCUGUCAAGUUAGAGAUGGAAUGUAGUAACAUCUCGAACGCGCUCUGUCACUCAGAGUAAAAAUCAUAAACUCAAUCCAGUAUGUGAAUCAACGGUCAGUUAAGGCCAAGUUCAACGCGUUGUUAAUGACAAGUGACGGCAACUUUUUUAUCACAAGAAAUACAGCUCUGAACAAUAAUAUUUUCAAAAACUGUUUUCAUAAAUGGGUUCAAAAAACUGUAAAGAAUAAUGGAAAGUCUAUGGUUUGUUCUACUUUUAAUGCAUAAUAUUUUAAUAAGUGA
Psylliodes chrysocephalus is the source of this 2495-nucleotide messenger RNA. The record is from the annotation of a GenBank genome assembly. Lineage: Eukaryota; Metazoa; Arthropoda; Insecta; Coleoptera; Chrysomelidae.